Vespa mandarinia (Asian giant hornet) is the source of this 3310-nucleotide messenger RNA. It is a transcript of the gene ewg, whose product is annotated as DNA-binding protein Ewg. The record is from RefSeq and is a predicted model, not a curated record. Lineage: Eukaryota; Metazoa; Arthropoda; Insecta; Hymenoptera; Vespidae. Gene Ontology annotation, biological process: regulation of transcription by RNA polymerase II. Gene Ontology annotation, molecular function: DNA-binding transcription factor activity.
UCGUGUGUCCUGACGAGUGGGCAAAGAAAGCGGGUGGGCAGGCAGACAGGCAGGCUGAGAGGCAGGAAACAAGACAGAAAGAAAGAAGGAAAGGAAGGAUAUAGGAAAGAAAGGAAGCGCGUAGUGGCGCGUGUAAAGCGACAGUGGAGGUGGCGACGACGACGGCAGCUACGGAGGCGGCAGCAGCGGAGACAGACUCGCAACCGAUCGAUACGUCCGUCGACGACGCUGCCGCCGCCGCUGCCACCGCCACCGCCACCGCCGCCGUCGAAACUAGCCAUGGUGUCCAUGGCGGUCGUCGUGCGCGUUGUUGUGGCGCGGAGCGACGAAGAAGGCGCGAGUAAUAGCGAGGACGAAAGGUGGUGGUGAGGAGAGGAGGGUCUUUGAGAUUUUCGCGCGCGCGGCCGAGUUAGGCUUCUCCCGGAUCCGGCGCGUCCGGCGGCCCUUUCUCAGAGAGAAAAGAAACUCGUCGUCGUAGUUCGCCUUUGAAGUCUGUCACGGAACGCGCAGUGCACGAGUCGCGUAACGACCGACGAAAAGGACAACGUUGACGGAGACAGACGGAGACGACGACGACGACGACGUAGACGACGACGAUGACCGUCUCGAAUCGCUCGCGUGGGGCGUGGUGGUGGUGGUGGUGGUGGUGUUGAGAGAGAGAGCGUGUGCGGUUAUAGCCCGCGACGGCGGUCUCCCCGCAGACGCGAAGCGCCCUGAGCCCUCUCCCUGUGUAACACCGGGUGACCACUCACGGGACACACAAGGAUAAGGUGAUGUAAAAGAAUAUCUCAGGAUCUACAAUUACAUUUGUUGGGCCAUUGCAAUAUAUAAAAAAGUCAAAACGGGUGACGAAGACAAAAAGAUGGUGUCUCUGCCUAAUGCAGAGUCCGGCACAAUGGACAGAAUUUCUGAUGAUGAUGAUGAUGAACCCAGUAGUGGGUCUGAAACAUAUGAGGAUGGAGAUCUUUUGACAGCAGCCAUGGAUGAUGAUGUGACAGCCCAGCUAGCUGCAGCAGGUUGGCAAAUCAAACACGCUAAUGGUCCUGUUGGUGUAGCUGCAGCAGCUGCUAUUGUUUCUGCAAAGAAGAGAAAACGACCUCAUAGUUUUGAAACUAACCCCAGUAUAAGAAAAAGACAACAAAACAGGCUUCUACGAAAACUUAGACAAACAAUAGAUGAAUUUGCCACACGAGUAGGACAACAAGCUGUAGUAUUAGUAGCUACUCCAGGCAAGCCAAAUAGUAGCUACAAAGUUUUUGGGGCUAAACCAUUAGAAGAUGUAGUAAAAAAUUUAAGAAAUGUUAUAAUGGAUGAACUUGAAAGUGCAUUAGCACAGCAAGCCCCACCUCCUGUUCAGGAUGACCCAUCCUUAUAUGAAUUACCACCACUUAUAAUAGAUGGAAUACCUACACCUGUAGAAAAAAUGACUCAAGCUCAACUCAGGGCAUUUAUACCUUUAAUGUUAAAGUAUUCUACAGGUAGAGGUAAACCUGGUUGGGGAAGGGAUAGUACACGACCUCCUUGGUGGCCAAAAGAGUUACCUUGGGCAAAUGUUCGUAUGGAUGCACGUUCCGAGGAUGAAAAACAAAAGAUUUCUUGGACACAUGCUUUAAGACAAAUAGUAAUAAAUUGCUAUAAAUUUCAUGGAAGAGAAGAUCUUCUACCAGCAUUCAGUGAAGAAGACGAUAAAUCUACUGUAUUAUUACAACAGUCAACUCCUCAUUCCUCGUCUCAUCCUUCACAUUCGUCUAGCCAGGGUCAAAGUGGACAGUCACAACAACAACAACAGACGGUGGGAGUUGUUCGUCUCAGCAGCACGGAUUCAUCUAAGGGAAACUCUUCGCCAGCACAAAUCAUUGCAACAUCUCCCACAGCUCUUGCCACUGCCACUCAGAUGACGGCACAGUAUCCAACUGCAGUGUUACAGACAAUAACGAAUCCUGAUGGUACAGUGUCUAUAAUUCAAGUAGAUCCGAGUAAUCCUAUCAUUACAUUACCGGAUGGUACAACAGCUCAAGUUCAAGGUGUAGCUACUAUCCACACAAGCCAAGGAGAAGUUCAAGCACUCGCAGAAGUAGCAGGUGGUGCGGAGGGUACUAGUGUUGCUGUUGAUCUAAACAGUGUAACUGAGGCAACAUUAGGUCAAGAUGGACAAAUCAUCCUUACAGGCGAAGAUGGUCACGGAUAUCCAGUAUCUGUGUCAGGAGUAAUCACUGUACCAGUGUCUGCAAGUAUGUAUCAAACUAUGGUGGCCAAUAUUCAAAGUGAUGGUACUAUGCAAGUCGUAACACCGAUGGUUCAAGUACCUAAAGUUGAACCUGGAAAUGGGGAAACCAGUAUUGAAGCUGUCACAAUUCAAGGUCAUCCUAUGACAAUGAUAAAUGCAGCAGGAGAACAUCAAGUUCUUCAAGUGAUAUCGUUAAAAGACGCUAAUGUUCUUACCAAAGCUAUGCAAGCAGACGUAGUGAAAGAUGAAGAUAGUCAACCACAACAAACCGUGUCUAGUCCAGAAUAAGCAACAUUGUGCAUAAUUAAUAGACAAGCUCUAUUAAAUCCAUUAAAAUAAAUUGGCGUGUAAUGAGAGUGUAAGAAAAAGAAGUGAAAGAAUUGUAAGGAUUUGUAUUUGAAAUAUUAAGGCAGACAAUUGUGUCUUGAAUUCUUGUGCAGUGCAGAUUCGCUAACUGCUCUUCUAAAUAAUGAGUGUGUUUGAGUGUGUAAAUGACAGGUGCGUUAAUCAAUGAAUUAAGAGUUUGUAUUCAAAAUUUAUUAUAGACCUAUACAAUAUUUACCUGUAAUUCUAUUUCUCCAAAGUAGUACGACUUUUUGAAAGUACUACUAUUUAAAGAAUAACUGUAUCUUCAAAAAUUUUAUUAAUUGCUCCUUAGGAGAGAUCUUUGUUAUAUGGAAAAUGCAAUACACAUUUUCCAAUAAUAAGUACGAUAACAAUAUAUUUUCAUCUAGUCCUAGAAUUGGUUAGAACUGGCUAAACUCUUAUGGAUAUUCCAAAGAGUUAUAUGUUUUAUGUUAAAUUAAUUUAAUAAGUAGACAACUAUUUAUGAAAAGCACAUAUAUGAGUUUUUAACAUUAAGAUAAUAUUUUGAUGUUAAACUCAUCAUCAGUGUUAUAAUCUAUUUAAAAAAAAAUGGAGCUUUUAAUAUAUUGAUAAAAUUACAUUUUUUUAUUUAUUUUUGGGCAUAUUGGAAAAUAAUAUUUCAUAAAUGAUAAUUUCAAAAUCAUGUGAAAACAUAGUAUAUUGCAAAUUAAAAAAAAAAUUAACAAUCUGAUUUAGUGUAAAAAUAUAUAUUCUGAA